AUGUCGGCCGAUUUGUUUGCCGUGUUCAAUGACGCCGCGGAUUCCGCUGCGCCCAAGCAGCAAACGCAACAAUCGCAGCAAUCGCAACAGUUGGGAACCGAACAAGGGCGACAAACCCAACAUAGCCAAUGGCCGCCCCUUCAGCAACCAACUUUUAGCUCCUUUCAGUCGCCGCCGCCCAUUACUCAACCUCAGACAUGGCUCACUUCAUCAACCGGGGGGUUCGGCGGUCUGCAGAACCAAACAAGUUCCUUUUCAACAUCCCAGAACCCACCCGCUGCGCAGGCACAGGGGAACGACGACGACGACGAUGGCUGGGGAGAUUUUGAGGUCGCCCCGAGCAAUGGGCCCCCACAACAACCUUCCACCACUUCCAAUGCCUCUACCUUAUCCAGGGCGCCCAUCGUGAGGAUGCCAACCGUCGAGAUAGUGACCAACAACUUUCUGGACCUGGAUCUGGGGUCAUCUUCCCAGGGACCACCACAGCAACAGCAGCAGCAGCAGACGUCGAAGGAAAGAGGUGCUAGUGUGGAGUCGCUGCGGAAACAGGUGCACAACCCAGACCCGAACGUGCUGUUCGAUGCGGAUUUCGAGGCGGAAAAUGAUCUCGAUGAGGACGAUGACUUUGGCGAGUUUGAGACGGACACGCCAGUCGCUAUGAACCCACCAGCCGCCCCGCCGAAAUCUGCCCUCGACCUGCUCUCUCUCGACUCGGAUUUCACACCAGCCCCAACGCCAACUCAGAUACAUCCUUCUGGUAUUAGUUUGUCGAAUGCAGCUUUACCAGCAGGCUCAAAGGCUUACUCGGAAGCCCCCAGGCCCCCAUUUGGCUCUCUUACGGCUCAGAAGCCAGAGCUCCCAAAAACGUUCCACGUGCAACCUCUGGAAGCGAUGAAGACGGCCCCGGGUACCGUCCAGACGCCGGCGCCACCACCGCCGGAGACCAAAACUGACAGCUUUGGCGAUGAUUGGGCAACGUUCGACGAUUUUUCAGAUACCAAACCCGUGGAAACAGCACCCAAAAUAAACAAGAUAAAAAACCCUAAACAUACCUCCAAGCCAAUAUCAAAGAAACCAAGCACAACCACCGUUCCCGAAUGGGAAUGGCAAGACUGGUCCACCACCGACGACCAGCCCACAACCAAGAACCCCCCUCCCUCCGCCAAACCACCCCCUUCACUCGAACCCACACUCCCCCCAUCCCCCGACAACGACAGCGACAAUGACAAUGACACCAACACCAACCCCGGCCCCCCACCAACCAACAUCCCCCCACCCGCCAUCCUCCUCUCCCUCUUCCCCACCCUCCUCGACCUAGCCUCCACCACCCUCCUUAAACCCCUCCUCACCCUCCCCGCCUCCUCCCCCGCCUACCAGCGCGUCCUCGCUGCCCCAGCCACCCUCACCUUCCUGCGCGGCUACCUCGCCCUAGCCACCGUCGCAGCCCGUCUCAUUGCCGGUCGGAGACAGCGCUGGCUGCGGGACAAGUUUCUCGCGCAGGGCAUGUCGAUCGCGGCGGUUCCGAGUGCGGGGGGCGGUCAAAGAGGGAUGAAGUUGGCGAGCGUGGAUAAAGCGCAUGCGGCGCAUGAUGAACGGGAGGCUGCGGAGGUGGCGGGGGUGUGGAAGAAGCAGGUCGGUCGGUUGAGGACUGUUGUAGCGGGCGUGAAUGCCGCGAAUACUAAUACUACGACUUCAUCUUCUGGGCCUAACCUGCGUGUUCCCGACGUAGCGGUGGGUCUGGCGGUGAGUACAGCGAAGAAUGUGCCUACGGCGCCUAAGGCGUGUGUGGUGUGUGGCUUGAAGCGGGAUGAGCGGGUGGCCAAGGUGGAUUUUGAUGUGGAGGAUAGUUUUGGGGAGUGGUGGGUUGAGUUUUGGGGGCAUCGGGCGUGUCGGAAUUUUUGGCUGAGGCAUGAGCGGGAGUUGAGGCAACGGUGA
Molecule: messenger RNA, 1935 nt
Organism: Dichotomopilus funicola
Lineage: Eukaryota; Fungi; Ascomycota; Sordariomycetes; Sordariales; Chaetomiaceae
Exons: 1
Coding region: 1-1935 (644 amino acids)
Source: RefSeq, a predicted model, not a curated record